This is a messenger RNA of Arabis nemorensis, 594 nucleotides long. The record is from the annotation of a GenBank genome assembly. NCBI's taxonomy places the organism in Eukaryota, Viridiplantae, Streptophyta, Magnoliopsida, Brassicales, Brassicaceae.
AUGACUGGAUUCUAUGUUUCUCUGUUCAUCUCAAACUACUCAAAUGUCUCUUCCCACUUAUCUCCGACAUUUGAAAACAUCCCGUCCAACAAGAUCGUACCGACACCGAUUGAGAAUGUUGUCUCUUUGGUCUCUCGUACCGGACGCGAUUUACAGCUAUACAACAGCUCCGGUCAUCGUCAAGUCGUCGGAUGUAUACCUUACAGAUACAAGAAACAUGGAGGUGGAGAGAUUGAAGUACUUUUAAUAAGUGCACAGAAGAAAGGGAAAGGAAUGUUAUUACCAAAAGGAGGUUGGGAGAUUGAUGAAACAAUGGAAGAAGCAGCUUUAAGAGAGACAAUAGAAGAAGCUGGUGUAACAGGAACACUCGAAGAGACACUUGGGAAAUGGCAAUACAAAAGCAAAAGACACAACAUGAUUCACGACGGUUACAUGUUUCCUUUGCUUGUUAGCCAACAGUUUGAGCAAUGGCCUGAAUCCCAAAUCAGACAACGUAAAUGGGCAAGUUUGUCUGAAGCGAUCGAGUUGUGUCAGAAUUGGUGGAUGAGAGAAGCUUUGGAAGCUUUCAUCAACAGGAAAUGCCAAGGACAAUGA